AUGGAGAUGGAGCGGGUGCUAUGCGUGGGGCUCUGGUGCGUGCAUCCGGACUACGCGUCCCGGGCAUCGAUCCGACAGGCCAUGAGCGUGCUCCAGUUCGAGGCGCCGUUGCCGGAGCUCCCGCUGGAGAUGCCGGUGGCGACGUAUGGGCCGCCUGUCACUGUUGCCAGGGGUCACAACUGGUCAAGCACCACGUCGUCGACCGCAAGUGCCAACACCGGAGGCCACUACGACCGGACGGCGGAACACUCGUUUGGCUCGUCGGCCAAGAGCAGCACCCAUGGCCUCUUGUCACUUCCAAGUUCCACCACGAGGAGUGCAACGAAAUAA
Molecule: messenger RNA, 330 nt
Organism: Miscanthus lutarioriparius
Lineage: Eukaryota; Viridiplantae; Streptophyta; Magnoliopsida; Poales; Poaceae
Source: the annotation of a GenBank genome assembly